AUGCUUCGGACUCUCCUCGCUGCGCGCGACGACGAAUGCCACCCGGUAGAUGGCGGGAACCCCUGCGAGAAAUCCGCCUCGGCGUCGCAAGGAACUACUUGGGCGAUUGUCGGCACUGUGGUCGGCGUUUUUGUCGUAUCCACCCUCUCCGUGUUGCUGUUUCUCCAUCUAAGGCGGAAGAAGCGCGACGCGAAGGAGGACAGCCAAGACCGCUUCCGCAUGGAAGAUUACGGCGUGGAGGUUGCGCCAUCCUCGCGAUCCAAGGCUCGCGCCGAUCCACCGAAGCGGUCGCUCGACGAGUCGACUAGAACCGAUGGAAGAACACCGACGAAGCCCACAGCAGCUGCGCCAAGGGGGUAUCUGAACCCCUUCGUAGCCGAUACCGACGACACGGCCUCGUAUCAGUCGUCAGAGGGGCCGAAUCACUCGGGUGGCCUUGCUCCCCAGCGGCCGAUGACUGGCGAGUCCUCGCCGACCAGGCCGAAUACUUGA
This is a messenger RNA of Lasiosphaeria miniovina, 492 nucleotides long. RefSeq lists its product as uncharacterized. The transcript has 2 exons. Lineage: Eukaryota; Fungi; Ascomycota; Sordariomycetes; Sordariales; Lasiosphaeriaceae. The record is from RefSeq and is a predicted model, not a curated record. The coding region runs from base 1 to 492 and encodes 163 amino acids.